AUGGUACAGCCAGCAGCAGCAGCCGCGGCUGCAGGGGCAGAUGGCCUUGCUACAGCAUCUGCGGCUGCCGCUGCAGGAACAACUAAGAGGGAACACAGUAGCAGCAGCGGGUGGACUGACACCGCAAGUGUAGAUUCUGCUACAAGCGCCGUGAUGCCGCCGAGGCGCAGCGAGAGUGCAACAGAGAAACGAGGGUUCAGCGAGUCGCCACCGGGGGCCUUAUGGGCCUCUCCGGCGUAUGAAGCUCGUGAGCCUGGUGAGGAAGGAGACGGGCAACUGGCUUCUCCAUAUUCUUCGCUGCAGCAGACUAGCAGCCGCAGCAGCAGUGGCAGCAGCAGCAGCCGUAGCAGCCGCAGCAGCGCCGGCCCAGGGUCUUCCAGAGCGCGUGCUGGGGGAAGCAGCAGGUCUGACGCUGCUGGAGGAGGAGGAAGCCCACACGACUGUGAGGAGGGGGGCCCUGAAGGGGGGGAUCCAUCAGCUGACAGCGAUGUGUACUUCACGGAGAGCGACGAUGAAGACCAUCGGGAAUACAGAAGUGGCGGCUAUCACCCCGUGUUUGUAGGGGAGAUUUACGCGAGCAGGUAUCGCAUUGAGGCGAAGCUUGGCUGGGGCCACUUCUCGACUGUCUGGCUCGCUACAGACCUCAAAGCCGUUCCGCUCGAGUUUGUGGCGCUGAAGUUCCAGAAGAGUGCUCGGCACUACACGGAGGCUGCAGCAGACGAGGUGCAGCUCCUGACAAAAGUCAAGGACGGCAUGCGCCACCCUUGUUGGAGGGAAGCAGCCAAGUCUUUCUCGAAUGCCAUCCGUGAGCGACACGAGGCAGCGGGUAUGCCCUAUGAGCCGCUGCGGAAGCUGCCACUGCCUCCAGUGGUGUUGUUCAAGGAGCAGUUCCAGCACACAGGACCCAACGGCGAGCAUAUGUGUCUUGUGUUUGAGAUGCUAGCGCACGACAUACUGCACGGGCUGCACUAUCUGCACGACGUUUGCGGCAUUAUCCACACGGACCUCAAGCCCGAGAACGUCUGUGUGUCGGCGUAUCCUCUGCCUCCCCCCAACCCUCUGGCGGCCCCCUUGCCUACGGGCCAGCAGCAGGAGCAGCAGGAGAUGGAGAGUCUCACCGCAGAGAUGCGAAAGCGACUCCGGAAGAAAAAAAAACGCAAGCAGCAGCGCCUCAAAAAGAAAGCAGCAGCAGCGGCUGCUGCUGCUGCUGCUGCUGUGGGUGAAGAGGAGGCGGGCCAAUCUGAGGAGGAGGGAGACGGGGAAGAGGAAGAGGAGGAGGGGGAGAAGCAGCAACGCGAGACAGCGGCAGCAACAACAACUGCUUCUUGUGGUGCAGGCGAGGCGGCCUGCUCAGUGGGGGGUGCAGGAGAAGGAACCUGCAGCAGUGCUGUGGCGCAGGGGCAGGAGAAGGGAACAGUGCAGGUUCCAUACGUGAAACAUUUGCUCAAGCCAAGCCGAUCGGACCCGUCUCUGUUGACAUCUUACAAGGAGGAGAUACACGCCCUGCAGGGCUCUCUUCAGAAGCACAUGUAUAAUUACGUGGGGUACUCGCAGUACCAGCCGCAGUCGGCGUACUGCUGCCCAAAGACAGGAGGCAGGAUUCUCUACUGGCUGCCUAAGGAGAGGCCUGAAGAGGAGGCAACGAGGGAGGCGGGUGGUGAGGCAGAAGGGAUGCGGAGCCGCCUUCCACUGCUGCACGACGAGCUGCUGCUGCAUCCGGCAGCAGAUCGGCUUUAUAACCAGAGACUGAAGGAGGUGGCACGCACCAGCGACAAGAGAGAUGCCAGUGGCCAUCUCCUGUACGGGCCUUAUAUCAAACUCGAAAACGAAGAGCAGGCCGAGAAGGACAUGACGGUCGUCCAGACGUCGGAAGGACCCAUUUGCAUCAAGUCAGCAUAA
Messenger RNA from Eimeria maxima, 1899 nucleotides. RefSeq names its product Gm10776, related, related. The record is from RefSeq and is a predicted model, not a curated record. The coding region runs from base 1 to 1899 and encodes 632 amino acids. Gene Ontology annotation, biological process: spliceosomal complex assembly; regulation of mRNA processing; protein phosphorylation. Gene Ontology annotation, molecular function: protein kinase activity; ATP binding. Lineage: Eukaryota; Apicomplexa; Conoidasida; Eucoccidiorida; Eimeriidae. The transcript has 6 exons.